Molecule: messenger RNA, 1620 nt
Organism: Penicillium chermesinum
Lineage: Eukaryota; Fungi; Ascomycota; Eurotiomycetes; Eurotiales; Aspergillaceae
Product: C2 domain protein
Exons: 3
Coding region: 1-1620 (539 amino acids)
Biological process (GO): positive regulation of gene expression
Source: RefSeq, a predicted model, not a curated record
AUGGCUACCAAACCCCUCGAUCGGUAUGGCCCUAAGUUGGUCGAAAAGGCCGAUAAUGUCCAGUCGCGCUUGACCGGUGAUCAUCACCAGCCUGCAGGUGGAUAUGAUGCUACACCCUUCCCCCGCGCGCCGCCGGGGUAUACUGUCAAAUUUACCUUCCAUCGCGGCAACGAUCUCCCUGUCGCAGACUUCGGAAGUUUCUCGUCCGACCCUUAUAUCCGCGCGCAACUGAUUGUCGACCUUCCCCGCCGCCACAAGCAAGACCCUAUUAUGAGUUUCCGGAGUCCAACCGUGCGCAAAAACAAAAACCCCAUUUGGAACUGCGAGUGGAUUGUCGCCAACGUUCCAGCAUCUGGUUUUCUUCUGAAGGCCCAUGUCAUGGAUGAGGAUCCCGCGGAUCACGAUGACAAGCUGGGGAUUGCCUUCAUUGAAGUCCCGGCGCUGUCGGAAAACUGGGAAGGGUUCAAGGAGCAGACUUUCAAGAUCAAGAAACGCUAUGGAAGCAAGCGCGUUUACGUUUUUACCAACGUCUCCGCAUUCGCGACCGGUCAUCACCAAGAGUCUUUCCUCAUGUACACUGUUGGGCCCAACGCCUGGUUCAAGCACUUUUCGCCUCUCAUUGGAAGAUUGGCGGGCGUUAAAGAUGAUACCCAGACCGACGUGAACGGCAAAUCAAUCACGCGUUACAACUUCCAAGCUAUCGAGAUGCAACUCCGAGGCCCUGUGCCCGCAGAGUUGUACCAUCGUUAUGUUGAAUUCAAACCUUUCGUCGCUGGCAUGUUCCAGGCGCAAAGCCUCCGAGGACGGAUCCUGAACAAGGCGCUUCAUCACCAGCACUCCCGCAUCUACAACUUUGAUCGCAGUACUCUUGACGGAUCGUUUCCAGAACCAUGCAAAGAGUUUUCCCAGAAAUUCCUCGAGUUCACCAACCAUGGCCAAGGUGGCCGCAUCUUCACCUACGUACUUACACUGGACGGACAACUGCGGUUCACAGAAACGGGCAAGGAAUUCGGAAUCGAUCUGUUAAGCAAGCAUACGAUGCAUAGUGAUGUUUCGAUAUACAUUGCUUUCUCGGGCGAAUUCUUUGUCCGUCGACGUGUACACCAUCAUCACAGCUCCCAGUCAAAUGACGAAGCGGGACUGGUCGUUGAGCAGAAUGAACAUCUCCCUCACGACUCAACCGAGCCAUCAGACUACGAACUAUUCAUCGAUAAUGACAGUGGAACAUACCGUCCGAACGCUGAAAAGCUUCCACUGUUGAAGCAAUUCCUCCUUUCCAAUUUCCCGGGUCUUCAUAUUACGACACUAGACUGCCAAAAGGACGCAGAGCGAAUGGGCAAGAUGAAGGAUGAGCAGCGCGCAGUCAAGGCACAGGGUAAUGUGAUCACGUAUCUUCAGCAGAGCAGCGCCUCUUCCCUGUCCAUCUCUAGUUCGGAGGAGGAAGAGCUCGACGAGCGUAUGGGUCAGGCUCCUCAGCGGGGCGACCUGUCCAAGAAGGUGCAUGAGAUGCGGGAUGUCAAGGGACAGAUGAUGAGGUGGGUUGAGCAUGACGGACAUGCGGAUAAAUCUAAACCCAAAUACAACCCUAAGGAGCGCCCAGCUUCCAUGGGGAACCUCUGA